Microthlaspi erraticum is the source of this 1113-nucleotide messenger RNA. NCBI's taxonomy places the organism in Eukaryota, Viridiplantae, Streptophyta, Magnoliopsida, Brassicales, Brassicaceae. The record is from the annotation of a GenBank genome assembly.
AUGCUACCACACCACUUACCAUCGAUCUUGAGCAUCCGACCGAGCAUAAUGGGAACACAAGACUCCUAUAUCUGGCUCCCAUCAAAAACAGGUGACUACACAGCAAAAACCGGAUACCACAUAGCCCGAUCCCUGCUAGAGAAACCUGCAGACAACCAUCUUUCAACAAUCAAUUGGAAUGCAGACAUAUGGCUAGGUCAAUUCUCACUAAAGCUCAAGAUUUUUCUAUGGAAGAUCACUCAAAAAGCGUUACCUACGGGAGAGAAUCUACUCAAUAGAGGUUUGUUUGAUAGUGUAUGCUGCAUCCAUUGUGGGGAGCUUGAAACAACUGAACAUCUCUUUUUUCUCUGUGAGUAUGCACGGAAAGUAUGGGCUCUUGCACCCUUCUCAAGAGCUGUUGACUUAUCUUCGGUGAGCUUUGAAGCUUCGCUUAAAACCCUGAAGAGCCUUGUUUGCCUGCCACCAACCGGAAUCAGCUCCGGCUCUUUCUUCCCGUGGAUUUGUUGGACUAUUUGGUCAGCCCGUAACUACCACAUCUUCGAAGAAAGACUCUUCCCACCCGAGGAAACAAUCCUUAAAGCAAUCAAGGAUGCGCGGGAGUGGCAUGAGGCCCAAAUAAAAGUAGAGAAUCAACCUCCGGUCAGACUCUUCUCCAAUCCCCAUCAGCGACUUCACCCGGAAACAAUUCUCUGCUACACCGACGGAUCGUGGAAGAGUGAAAGCGAGAUAGCAGGAGCGGCAUGGAUCUUCACUACACAGGACGAUACACAAAUCGCCUCCGGAACAACGGCCGAAGCUUUUGCCCCAUCCCCACUCACAGCAGAAGCCAUCGCCAUCAGAUCUGCACUAAUCCAAGCCCUGGAGAUGAAUUUCCUCCACCUACAGAUCAAAUCAGACGCUCAGGAUUUACUCCGAGCCAUAACAUCGCGAGAGAAAAUCAAGGAAAUCCAUAGUCUCCUAUCUGAUAUAACUUCUCUAGCACAGUUAUUUACCUCUAUCUCUUUCCGUUUUAUCCCGAGAUCGGAGAAUUCGAAGGCGGAUUCGCUUGCAAAAUCAGCUGCAUGCGAUUUCGUUGUUGGUCUCUUGGAACCGCUUCAUUUCCAUCAACUUUGA